AUGCCUGGUUGUUGUCCCUGGAAUUGUUUCAGUCUCUGCCGUCGCCGCCCCAGAUCCCCCGGUUUUGGCCCUGACGGCAAUGAUCAUAUCGAACUACAAUUCAUAGCCCCCCUCCCCCUGCACCAGACGUACCCGUCCCCCCAGCCUGGCUCCGACCCAUCCGUUAACCCAAACGAUUAUCAGUACGGUAAGCGCGAGAUGUGGGGACACUUGCGACAGAGAUGGAUUGACAAUGAAAACGAGCCCAACUGCACAGUACAGCUACCAGAAUUUGAAUUUAAAGACUUGACCCAUGCUAAACACCGAUCUCAAAGAUGGAAAACAAAUUUCAACCGCUGGAUUGAAAGACCCCACGUUAUCGAAGAGGACCUCGCGGAUCGUGGGCUCCCUGUAGGUGAAGAAAAUUACCACGAUGUCAAGAUCUCAAAGGACAGUGUCGUUGCACACCUUAAAAGAGGAAUGGGAACUAACUUUUAUCAUAUCACGACUGCAAUUGGAGUUAUUGUACUGAGAAAUGCUUACAGACACGAUGGACCUUGGUGGAGUCAAAUCGCCCUUGCACAGUACGAUAUUCACUUCGCCGGGAAUGCCUUGAGACAUAUCUACCUUGAAAAUGUUGUCAACGACGAUACUACCGACUGUGUGCGAACAAUAUGGGCCGACACCCAACCCCCUAACUCCCAGAUAUUUGACAUAGCUCCAGCAGCAGUAAAUCAGAUGUCCUGGGAUUUCGAUACUCCCGGAUAUAAGGCCAUUCUGGGUACAGAGCUUGGGAAAGGAGCAGCUGCUAUUGUUUUGUCGGCAUACCCCAGAGGUACACAUCGUGUCACCAGAAUCGUGGUCUGGAGGCUUGGUGUCUUGCAGAUACGACUUGAUAUUGAAAACAAAUCUUACAUCAAUGUAGGCAGUGGAGGCUUAUAG
Molecule: messenger RNA, 921 nt
Organism: Penicillium crustosum
Lineage: Eukaryota; Fungi; Ascomycota; Eurotiomycetes; Eurotiales; Aspergillaceae
Exons: 2
Coding region: 1-921 (306 amino acids)
Source: RefSeq, a predicted model, not a curated record